AGUUCUUCUUAUGGACCUUCUACGGGACAAGGACCUCGACCUAAUGGAAAUGUACUUCAGAACGGCGGCAGGGCUGCAUCAUUCCUGAUCCCGUCGAAAGGUUAUGGAGCUGGGAUGAACAAAGGAGUAGGAAUAAAUGGAGGAAGAACCGGAGCCGCUAAUGGAUAUGGAGCUGGACCAGCAAAUCUACAAAAAAUGAAAGGUUUUGGUGCUCAAGCUGGUGGAUAUGGCAGACAAGCAUCUAAAGGUAAUGGUGCUGCAGCUGCUUCACAAAGUGGAUUUGGAAGUAUAGGCAACGGGUAUGGAGUUAUAUCUGGACCAACCACUCUACAACAAAUCAAAGGCUUCCAGGCUCCAGCUGGUCGAUAUUUAGGACAAGCAACCAAAGGCAACGGUCAAAGACUUACAGGUGGAGCGUCGAGUAGCAAUGAAGGAAGGCCAAAUGGCCAGGGACAUGGAGGGAACCACCUGAAGGGAUAUGGCCGCCCUCAUUAUAUUCCAGCUGUGGGAAUGGGGCAAUUCAGAGGCCCCCAUCCUGCCAGAGACCAAGGGAAUGUGUAUGGUGGUAAUAGCUACAGAACUCAUCCAACUAAAGGUUUCAUUGGAGGUUAUGGUGGAGCUGGUUUGAGUCUGGGAUCUCUGUAUGGAAAUGGCGUAAAGGGACCAAUGAAAGGUUACAGUGCUUCAGCUGGUGUAUCCAAUGGACAAGGUUCACAAUCCAAUGGUCGUGCUGGAGUCAGAUCACCAAAUGGGUUUGGAAAGUCAAGAACUGGAGCUGCCAAGGCUGCGAAAGCAGGAUAUGGAAGUACCAGAGGAGCUGCUUUAGGACCCCAAAUAGGGUAUGCAAAUGGAGCAACUCCCAAUGGGUUUGGAUCCAACCGUGAAGGUUAUGCAGCUUUGAAAGGAUUUGGUCCUCAAAUGAAAGGCCAUGGAGCUGGACGUGUUGCUGCGCUGGGGGGUUACCAACACCAACCUGAGGGUUUCGGGUCGGUGACUGGAAAAGGUCAAGCUGCAAGAGGAGCAGCUUCAUCGGGUGGAAACGGCCUGAAAGGCGGAGUCCUGCCGACUCAGCAACAGGCUGCUGCUUCCAGUCCCACCGCUGGCUUUCACUACCUGGGGCCAAACGAGAAGCACCAGAACCUGGCUUCACCUGCGUCACAAGAUAAAACGUACAAACAGAACCGGCUGCACCUGGGCUCCGGUCCAGAGUCGGCUCCAGCUUUACAGAGAUACCCAGAGCCUCAGCACGGACUCGAACCGGCAACUUUGGGUCAAAAAAGAACCAAAUAUGAAACAGAACCUGGAGCGGUUCUUUCUCCAGAAUCAGAUGUUGUUUUUGGUGAAGACGGAACCGCUGACCCCGAAAGAACCAGAUCCAUAAAAACCAAAGCCGCUGCUGCUGGUUCAGAGGCAGAAAACAUCCGUCCUGAUGCAACACCGAGCGCGUCUGCAGCAAAGGAAACGGGCUGCAAGAGCGCCCCUAGUGGGAAAACUGGUAAACGGAGUCCGGAGUCGGACUGCAUGCAAAAUGGGAGAAUUCAAGGAGCCAAAGCAGCCAAACCCGACUGUGGACCAACCGGACAAUGGAUGAAGAGGCUAAAAUCUGGGAGUGGAGGCGGUGCUAAACCUGGUUUCGGACAAGGCGUCUACCCUGCAGCUGGAUACGGAAACCAAUAUGGAGCUCUUGGUCAGAUUUUGCCUGCUGCUGAACAGUCGGGUGGAACCACUCAGGUUUCAUUUGGUGAAGCUCCUGCUGGAUUUGACGGAAUAAGUCAGUUGGAGGCUCAGCCUGCAGGCCUUCUUCCAAACGGAGCGCCUCCUGGUGGUCAGACGCUCGGACUGACUGCGGAGAAAUCGAACUCCAAAUACGGUGUUGGCGGGCUGCAGUUUGGGGAACCUGUCCAUCUGGGAACCAACGGGGCGGGAAACUACGGUUACGGAGUUAACCUGCAUCUGCCUGCAGGCAACGGUAAAGCAACUGGAAAAUACGGCUACGGAGGCGUCCUAAACGGUGGGCAGCUUUUAGGCCUGGGUAAUCAUGGAAAUAUUCCAGGUUAUGGGACUCUUCCUUAUGAAGCUCAACCAGCUGGAUUUACUCCGGAAGCGAUUUCUGCCAGCCAAUAUGGCCUCAUUGGAUCGCCGUAUCAUCCUGCACCUUCUGGAUCUGGAUAUAACGGGAAAUCAGCUGCAAAAUAUGGUGGUGGAGAGACUCCCUACGCGCCACAGAUUCUUGGUUUGGGAGAAGCAAAAUCAGGAAAAUACGGUAAACAGGAAGCUCACCAGUCUCAGCCUCUUGAAUCUGCAGCUGGAGAGAACGUGGGCUACUUAAAAGGACAAGUGAAGCCAGAAGCGGUUGCAUUUCCCACUUCCAGUCCGUCCCUGGAGGACUCGCCAGUCCUUGUAGGCUCCUUCACACUGGAUGAAGGUGUGCAGGAUUUAUCCGAUGGCACGGCGGGUUUACUGGACUCUUCACCUGCUACAGAGACGCAGGGCGAAUCUCACCUGUCUGAGAAUCCGGAUGACCUGCAGCUGCCGCGGCAGAUACAAAUUCAGCAACAACUCAAGCUGCAUUUCCACCCUCAAGGAGGAAAGAAAUAUGACUUGAAUGGAUUCUUUGGGAACAGUGACCACCAAGAUUGACUCAGCUGAGAAAACAACAUGUUCCCUAUUUUGUUGUUUUCAGUUUUGUGUCAUAUUUGUACAUUAUUUGUAUGGAUGUCGGCCAUUUUUAUGCAAAAUCAUCGUAUGGGCCAGUUGACUUAUGAAAUUGCCAAACUGCAAUAUUCGUUAGCCUCACAAUAAUGAAUUUAGAAAUCAGUUAAUCUUGAAUAAUUAGUGUCUCUGCUACAAUGUAAGGUUUUUGUCAGGCUUUUACAUUUAUGUUAAUAUCUUGUUUGUGAGAUAUUAAGAUUUACAUUGUUUUAUUUUGGAUAAACGCACCAGAACGUGUGUAAAAUGCUAAAGGUUAAACAGUCGAAACAUGGGCUUUCCAUCUUUACUUUAA
This is a messenger RNA of Xiphophorus maculatus (southern platyfish), 3004 nucleotides long. RefSeq names its product fibroin heavy chain-like (gene cmn). The coding region runs from base 115 to 2640 and encodes 841 amino acids. The record is from RefSeq and is a predicted model, not a curated record. Lineage: Eukaryota; Metazoa; Chordata; Actinopteri; Cyprinodontiformes; Poeciliidae. The transcript has 41 exons.